Aspergillus ruber CBS 135680 is the source of this 314-nucleotide messenger RNA. RefSeq lists its product as uncharacterized. NCBI's taxonomy places the organism in Eukaryota, Fungi, Ascomycota, Eurotiomycetes, Eurotiales, Aspergillaceae. The transcript has a single exon. The record is from RefSeq and is a predicted model, not a curated record. Bases 105 to 269 code for a protein of 54 amino acids.
CCCCUCCGUAAUGAUAAUGACAGCACUACUGGCAGUCACCAUAAAUCAGAGCAAACAUAGGCUGAAAGUACUGGUUUAUUUUAUUUUAUUUUAUUUUGCAUAAUAUGAAGUCAGUUGGCAUCGUUGUUGCUUAUUUUCUACUUCCAACCAGUAUCUACAUUAAGAUACAGCUGAGCCCACGAUUCAAGCGUAUGGUACAGAUAUUAAUAUGCAAUUCAUUAUUCCACCAGCUAGUUGUCGAAACGCCAAUUCGAAUGCACGAUUUUUGAAGGGAUAAAUGGAGUAAUGUCGUGAAAUGUAGCAUAGAAUAACCA